Molecule: messenger RNA, 405 nt
Organism: Perkinsus marinus ATCC 50983
Lineage: Eukaryota; Perkinsozoa; Perkinsida; Perkinsidae
Product: histone 3, putative
Exons: 4
Coding region: 1-405 (134 amino acids)
Cellular component (GO): nucleosome
Molecular function (GO): DNA binding; structural constituent of chromatin; protein heterodimerization activity
Source: RefSeq, a predicted model, not a curated record
AUGGCGAGGAUCAAACAAACUGCACAUAAAAGCACUGGUGGUAAGAUGCCUCGCAAGCAGUUAGCUUCAAAAGCUGCACGCAAGUCCUCUCCUGCCGUUAGUACAAUCCGUCGUCCGCAUAGGUUCCGUCCAGGCACAGUUGCUCUUCGAGAAAUAAGAUGGUAUCAGCGUAGUAGUGAACUUCUCAUAAAAAAGUUGCCUUUCCAACGGCUAAUUCGUGAGAUAGCCCAGGAGUUCGAAGUGGGCCUGAGAUUCCAGAAAUCAGCGGUUCUCGCUUUACAAGAGGCUGCUGAAGCAUAUCUCGUCGGGUUGUUUGAAGACACCAACUUAUGUGCCAUCCACGCUAAACGCGUAACUAUUAUGCCCAAGGAUAUGCAGUUGGCUCGAAGGAUCCGAGGAGAAUGA